This is a messenger RNA of Thlaspi arvense, 1452 nucleotides long. The record is from the annotation of a GenBank genome assembly. Lineage: Eukaryota; Viridiplantae; Streptophyta; Magnoliopsida; Brassicales; Brassicaceae.
AUGUCAUUGCUUCAGUCGUGGGAAAUUGUGAAGCUUGUGAGGGAAAGGGAAGACGAUUCGUCACUGGAUACAGGAUUCAAGAUGUCAUCUGAGAGUCCUUUGAAUGCUGAAAUGUCGAAGAAGAUCUCAUUUUUAGGUUUGACGGAUGUGAGACUUUGGGUAUUGGUUUGUCUGGUAAUUGGCGCAUUCGUAGUUUUGCUUCUCUGCAUCUUGUCUCUAUGGAUUGUAUUCCGUCGAAAAUCUCGGAGACCGUCUCACAAGUUGUUACCCUUCAGUCAGAUACCACGCGUGGCGAAAGAUAUCAGCGUUGAUGAUAGAGUUGGGUUUCAAAGCCACAAUGGAAGUUUAAGUAUCACAGUUGCUGAUAAAUCGAGUGAUAGAAACUCGGGGAAGAUGAUGUCUUACUUGGGAAGAACGAAGUCUAGUGACAAUGAUAGUAUAAGCCAGUGUAGCUCUGUGCAUCAUCAUGAGAGAGCUUGCAGUUCUCACUCCGGUGAAGAAGGAAGCUUUGGAACCGCAUGGAGACAAUCUUCGCUAACGCAGGGCGGGCUUGUAACAGCAUCUCCUUUGGUUGGUUUGCCAGAGAUAUCUCAUCUUGGCUGGGGACACUGGUUUACUCUUAGGGAUCUUCAGCUAGCCACCAAUCGUUUUGCUGCAGAAAACAUAAUCGGGGAAGGCGGUUAUGGAGUAGUUUAUAAAGGUAGACUCAUCAACGGUAACGAUGUUGCUGUGAAGAAGCUUCUCAACAAUCUGGGACAGGCUGAGAAGGAAUUCCGGGUUGAAGUUGAGGCUAUUGGUCAUGUACGGCACAAGAAUCUUGUACGGCUUCUAGGAUAUUGCAUAGAGGGUGUUCAUCGGAUGCUUGUUUAUGAGUAUGUGAAUAGUGGUAACUUAGAACAAUGGCUACAUGGAGACAUGGGAAAACAUAGCAUUCUCACUUGGGAGGCACGCAUGAAGAUCCUUAUCGGUACUGCGCAAGCGUAUGUAGCACCCGAAUAUGCUAAUACAGGUCUAUUAAACGAGAAGAGUGACAUCUAUAGCUUUGGUGUCCUGCUUCUAGAGGCUAUAACUGGAAGAGAUCCAGUUGAUUAUGAACGUCCAGCUAAUGAGGUGAAUCUGGUUGAGUGGCUAAAGAUGAUGGUCGGAACAAGAAGAGCUGAAGAGGUUGUUGAUCAAAAGAUUGAACCCAAACCGGCUACACGUGCUCUGAAACGUGCACUUCUUGUUGCCCUGAGAUGUGUAGAUCCCGAAUCAGAAAAACGACCCAAAAUGAGCCAGGUUGUGCGGAUGCUUGAAUCCGAUGACCACCCUUUUCGCGAGGAGCGGAGGAACAGAAGGAGUAGAACAGCGAGUAUGGAGAUUGUCGAGGCCACAGAUGAAUCAACUGACACAAGCAAACGGCCUGGUCCCUCGGAGAACCACACUACAAAACCUGAGAAGACUCAUGAAUAG